AUGGUAACACUGCUGACGUGGUGUUGAACCCUGAUUGACAACUGGAGCCUGUUUUUGGCAAAUAAUGUACUGAGUGGUGGUGGAAAUAAAUAUAUAAUUUUAUAUUAAUACAUGAAGAUUUCCUAAUUUCCUAGUAAUUGUUGUAAAUUGAGUUUUCCGUGUUCAUAGUAAUUGUUGUGUAAAGUGUGUUAUUACGUUCAUGGUCUUAAUGUUGGCAGAGUAUAAGCCAUGUCGGACAAUAAAAAUAUCGAUAAUUCUCCCGAAAGAAAGCAACUGGAUGCUGACGAGGGGAAUAUAGCACCGUCAUCGAGUGAAGUGUCCAGCAUCGCGGGAAGUGUAAAAACAGCCAGGACACCCCAUAGAAUAUCAUCAUCAUCAGAAAGACAAAUUAAGUUUGAAAGAGCUCAAAAUGUCUUGAAAAUGCAGCACUUGUGUCCAAAAGGAUUAAAGAGCACAGAAAGGCGACAGCAGAACUAUUGGGCCGACCUUUUGAAGAAGAUGAUGGUGAUACAGCAUCAGAAAUGGCGUCCACCAUGAGUGAGAGGACUGGUUAUUCUGCUGCGACAGACACCUCAACUACAGUGUCAGUGCAAGAAGCCUUAAAUAGUAAGUGUAGAAAACAAUAACUUAUUUAACUUAAUGCUUGCUACACAAUGUAUGCUUACUGGGUAGACUUUUACUAAGGUUAUAACUUAUAACAUUCAAUGUGUUCUUGGGAAAAGGUAUUAUACUAAAUAA
Messenger RNA from Manduca sexta (tobacco hornworm), 738 nucleotides. RefSeq lists its product as uncharacterized. The record is from RefSeq and is a predicted model, not a curated record. NCBI's taxonomy places the organism in Eukaryota, Metazoa, Arthropoda, Insecta, Lepidoptera, Sphingidae. The transcript is spliced from 3 exons. Bases 229 to 537 code for a protein of 102 amino acids.